This is a messenger RNA of Amoebophrya sp. A25, 2986 nucleotides long. NCBI's taxonomy places the organism in Eukaryota, Dinophyceae, Syndiniales, Amoebophryaceae. The record is from the annotation of a GenBank genome assembly.
GGCGUGGUAGCGACGAAAACGCAGUUUAUUAUAGUGGUUCUGGCGAUCGCGAUUCUGCUAGAAGAGACCACAAAUUUCAACAAGGGCGGAUAAGGAGGGUAGACGGUCGUGCUGACGGUUCUGAGAAGGGAAUCGGAAUUGACCUGAGCCGGAGGUUAACCUUCGACGAUAUUCAAGACGAUGAAAAUCAGAGUCAUCUGCUACCCGCUGAGCUUGUGCGGAACGAUGUAGAUGGCUAUGGUCGGUCGUCGAGAGGACCUAGUCGUUCUAAUAGUAAGGUGAGAGUAGGGCAAGAGCUCGCACAGGUACCUGAAGUCGAUGUACUACCCGCUUCGUCACCCUCCGGGAGCGAGCGCAAUGCAAGCUCGCACUGUAGUGGACCAAUUCUAAGGGACCGAUUAGAGGCGAUUGGGGGAGAAAGACCAGCAAAUACCGUUGCCGACCCAGUCCCAGAACAACACACGGUAAGAGCUGCGCAUGUGCUGUGCUCGCCGCGAAAGAAUCCGUACAUGCGCCCAUCCCCUCUACUUCUUCGUUCUACACGCAGGCAUUCGCAGAGCGCACCGGAGUUGCCGACCUAUAGUUCGGAUUUUUUAGAUGGAGAUACCACGCUGCGAUUGGAUGGGAGCGCGCCACCAAGUCCAUCGGCGCUGCUGCCUCCAAUCGAAGAAACUAGUCAGGAGAACCUUCAGCUCUCGCAUCAAUUGUGUGGCCAACGAGGAAUUACAGGCGCAGCAAGCAGCGGGGCGCUCGUAUUAACCGGCCUCGCUGAUGGAUCAUUAUCACCGAGCGGCAGUGGCCUCCAUCUCACGAGCCCUAUUCAACAUCAAGCAAGUCCACCUACGUCCGGCUCUGGGGAUGAUGUAAUUGAAGUCCGUUCUUCUCCAUUAGCGGCCUUUGGGAACACUGCUGGAUCAAGUCCAAGUGGAGGAAGUGCUGUUGCUGCAUGGGACAUGAGUGGUGUUAGUAGUACCAAUCCUCCUAUACCUACUGCAAUUGGAAUCACAAUCACUACUGCUGCAGACGUUGAUGGAAAAGCGAGUCCACGCAGAGCGUUUGAGCACAGUUCUGGUAGCGGCGGCUCCUCUGGCUCUUCAUCUCUUAUGGUCACGUCUGACAUGAUGUCUCCGCAUGCGUCGACGAAGCUGAAUCUUAUUAAAAAGGCUUAAUAGAGAUCAUUUCUACCAUGCUUUUCUUGCAGUUGCAGUUUCCUUCUUAGGAUUCCGAAGAAAUGAAGGGAAUUCGAUGAAAUGUUUUGGGCUCUAAUCUUACAAUGACCACGACAGGCGGAAACGGAAUCAGCAGACAAGUAGAUGCUGCUGGUGCAGCGUCAUCCCCUUCAUGUUGUACAUCGAGCGAUCACUGUUCACGACCUGACGACGGAAGUAAGGCCACCAGCACAGGAGGUCUAGGGAGUACCAAUCGCACACUAGUAGAAGCAGAAAGGACUCGCCCAAUUCGCGCUAACUCAGAACCAAUGCUGGAAGUAUGUCGUACUCAUGAAGUAGCACCAAAGCAUGAGCAUCCGUGCUCACUGGUUCGCCAAACAUCGUCGUCAAUGAAAGCGAAUCGGGGUGGGCCAGUCGCGAUGGCCUCGCGCAGCGAUUUUUUUGAGCGUUCUGACUUUCUUGGUAGUCACUUGGACGAAAAUGAUAUCGUCGAGUGCCACGGGUGCACUAGGACAACACCAAGUGUUGCAACGACUUCCAAUAGUGCUGCGGUCUAUCUAGAAUUAAGGCUUACCCUAAGUAAUCCAUCUCCUGAAGCAUCUUCGACCUGUCCCAUAAGGGGAAAAUAGGUCUAAGUCUAAGAUGAAUCUUGCGAUGGAUUAGGGUGAGCUCUAAUAGAGGCGGACCGUGGGGUCGAUCCAGAAAUUAUGUGGAGACCUAUAUGGAUGCCGUUCAACGACAAAAUGGCCUACAACGUUUUGCAGCACAAUUGCAACCACUUUUCCGAAUCGAUGCUGGUAACUCUACUCCUCCUAGAGAGUAUCUCUCGUCUUGACCGCGCCUCUGCGGUUACUACUGCUCGUGGUCCUGAGGCUAGCGAAGAUGCUAAUGUAAAAAUGACAGAAGUGUUGACAGAGACACCAGAACGAACGAGCGACGUUGAGAACUUCCUAGACGUCGAGGAGCAGGAGGUCCGAAACUUGCUGUACCGAACGUUGUUGGUUCAGAUGAUAUUCAGCAAUUUUUCGCCUGAUCAAGUGACGUUUCGACUGGCUCGGCAUUUACGAGGUGCAUUGCCGUUUUUAGAUUCCAAGGUCAGUCCAGUAGUUCCGGAAAUGGCACUGCGCAACCCGCGUAAUUGUGGUCUAUACUUCGUUCGCACUCUUUUGAAAGACCUGUUUCGCCGUUUACGAAAUAGUGUACGCUCAUUUCAACACAGGGUCGUGGAAGAGGAGCAAAUAAGGAGGAACAACGCUAGUAGUUCUUCAUCUACUCGACAUUUUGGUGAUAGUAACGAAUACGAAACUUCUUCUUGUGGUCCAGCACUUUCUCGUGGGGACUGCGAAAAUACUUCAACUUCUAGCGGUUUGUCAUCGAACAUGGAUGAAGGCCUACGCAGACGACGUCAAGAUCAAGCAGUAGCUGUACGUGAGCAAAACGAGGUUGCAGAAGAAGCACAACGACCACCUUGUGGACCAAGAACUGCGUCUAGUACAGGUUGGGUAGGAGGUAAACCCAUAACCACUUUUCCUGUAACUACAAGCUUCUAUCUAGAAAAAGCAAGUACUAGUACUUGUUCUGCGUCUCCCGUAAAGGUUAAGGGAAGGUUUUGGAUGUUUCUGUUACCGUUUGUUUUGACUCUCCUAAGGGAGAAGAGCAGAAGAAACGGGAAACAGAAACACCAGCGACCUACCUCUAAAAAGGGACAACAACCGAGCAGUAUGCUAAAGAGUGGUGAUGUUCAUCAGCAGGAUCUCUUGGACCUGGUAAACGAAGUUGCAGAGAAACUCUUGGGAAGUGUUGCGAGUUUUAUCUAA